UUAAUCAUCGCGCGUGCUUGUUGUUCACAUCUGUAUCAUUUGAAUUAUCAUAUAUCGUCAACAUUUGAAUUAGGUUAAAACCAUUUUCAAUCCAUUUAUUUUAAGAAUUCUUGGUUUACUUUGGUAAUAAGAAUGCAUUGAAAGAGGAGAAUAUCAAUUUGAGCGUUUCGGUCUCAGGUUUUAAGAUCUCAGAAUUAAAAUAAAAUGGUAAAGGAUUACAAUGGAUCGCCAAAGCAUUACAAUCAACUCGAAUCCAAGAGAAAGCGUCUCACUUGUAUCUUAGGUGUCAGUGGAUUGUGUAUUUUGUCUUACAUAAUUGGUGCAAGACAAAAUAUUAUUGCACCUAUUGGCCAGUCUGAGUCUUACUCAAAACUGGGUUGUGAUAAUAAUGUUGGGUCGUCAUCUCCAUUAGGCUCAUCAAGCAGCUCUUCUUCUGCUAUUCCAUCAUCUUUAUCAUCUACUAUUUUGGACUUUAAUGCACAUCAUCAAAUUGAAAUUAACAAUUCUAGUGGGGUCCAAAAUUUUGCACCAUGUGAUAUGGCAUACAGUGAAUAUACUCCAUGUCAAGACCGAGAUAGAGGAAGAAGAUUUGAUAGGAACAUGUUAAAAUACAGGGAACGACAUUGUCCAACGAAAGAAGAACUGUUACUAUGUCUGAUACCAGCUCCACCAAAUUACAAGACACCUUUCAAGUGGCCUCAAAGUCGAGACUAUGCUUGGUAUGACAAUAUUCCUCAUAAAGAACUUAGCAUAGAAAAGGCUAUUCAGAAUUGGAUUCAAGUUGAAGGUGAUAGGUUCAAAUUCCCUGGAGGAGGUACUAUGUUUCCCAAUGGAGCUGAUGUUUACAUUGAUGACAUCAAUGAACUCAUUCCUCUUACUAGUGGUAAAAUCAGAACUGCCAUUGACACUGGCUGUGGUGUAGCAAGUUGGGGAGCGUAUUUGUUGAAAAGGGACAUCAUUGCAAUGUCUUUCGCACCUAGAGAUACACAUGAAGCUCAAGUUCAAUUCGCUUUAGAAAGAGGUGUUCCUGCUAUGAUUGGCAUUAUGGGUUCCCAAAGGCUUCCAUACCCAGCUAGGGCCUUUGAUAUGGCCCACUGUUCUCGUUGCCUCAUUCCCUGGAGCAAAAAUGAAGGUUUGUACUUAAUUGAAGUGGAUAGAGUUCUUAGGCCAGGUGGUUAUUGGAUUCUCUCUGGCCCACCUGUACGAUGGAAGAAAUAUUGGAGAGGAUGGGAAAGAACUCAAGAUGAUCUCAAGCAAGAGCAAGAUGCAAUUGAGAACACUGCCAAACGUAUCUGUUGGAAGAAAGUUAUUGAGAAAGACGACCUAGCUAUUUGGCAAAAGCCCAUCAACCACAUGGAAUGUGUGCAAAAUAGAAAGCUUUACAAAACACCACACAUAUGCAAGUCAGACAAUCCCGACAUGGCUUGGUAUAAAGACCUAGAAAAGUGCAUCACGCCAUUGCCAGAGGUCAGCAACUCUAAUGACGUUGCUGGUGGGGCAGUAGAGAACUGGCCACAGCGAGCAUUUGCGAUCCCACCUCGAAUUAGUUCUGAUUCACUUCCAGGCAUUAAUGCAGAGAAAUUUGGUGAGGAUAAUGAACAGUGGAAGAACAAGGUAACACAUUACAAGCGAAUCGUUCCACUUUCCCAAGGAAGAUACAGAAACAUAAUGGACAUGAAUGCUUAUCUUGGUGGUUUUGCGGUUGCUUUGUUAAACUAUCCAGUCUGGGUUAUGAAUGUUGUCCCCUCCAAUUCAAACCCGGACACUCUUGGAGUAAUUUAUGAGCGAGGUUUUAUUGGGACAUACCAUGAUUGGUGUGAAGCUUUCUCAACCUAUCCAAGAACGUAUGAUCUCAUCCAUGCCAAUGGUGUAUUUAGCAUAUAUCAAGACAGGUGCGACAUUACUCUGAUACUAUUAGAAAUGGACAGAAUAUUGAGGCCUGAAGGUAUAGUUAUAUUUAGGGACACGGUAGAGACUCUUGUGAAAAUCAAAGCUAUUACUGAUGGCAUGAGAUGGAAAAGCCACAUUAUGGAUCAUGAAAGUGGACCUUUUAACCCUGAAAAAAUCCUACUUGCAGUCAAAAAUUACUGGACUGCCAGUGAAAGAGAGAAACAAAACUAGGAUAUUCAGAGAAUUGCUUUCUUUCUGAUCUAACAAUGCUUAUUUCCUACCCAUCUUGUAACCCUUUCCCGUUAUAAUUGUUUUCUAAUUGAUAUUUAGAUCAUUUGUGCACCUAGAAGGGGAAAAAAUAUUAGAAAUACUCCUUUGAUCUUAUUUAUAGAGCAGAGAGAGUAUUUGUUUUGGUACUGUUUAUAAGGUAUCUCAACAAUCAUU
Messenger RNA from Prosopis cineraria, 2334 nucleotides. RefSeq names its product probable methyltransferase PMT18. Gene Ontology annotation, cellular component: endosome; cytoplasm; trans-Golgi network. Lineage: Eukaryota; Viridiplantae; Streptophyta; Magnoliopsida; Fabales; Fabaceae. The record is from RefSeq and is a predicted model, not a curated record. Gene Ontology annotation, molecular function: methyltransferase activity. The transcript has 6 exons. The coding region runs from base 205 to 2121 and encodes 638 amino acids.